UUCGAUGGCAGCCAAUUUGUAACCGAAAACGUUCCUUUUAUUACAUAAUAUUUUCGCGGAAUAACCGGCGAAAAGCCUGUAAAACUGUCAAAACUGACGGCGCGGGGUGAACGGCCCGGAUCGAGUCUCGUGGAAUCGAUUUCCGGCGGGUUUUCAGUAACGGCAGAAUGGCGUUGAGAUCGAUUUGCCGGCUGUCAAUUGAUUCGACCUUCAGGCAGUCGAGCCAUUUCGGAGCCACCGCCCGGCCGAGACGACCGUCCUUCGACACGCUCCUACGAAGUUUCGCCGCAGCAGCUAAGAAAAUGGCACUGCCACGCGUUUUCUUCGACAUGACCGCGGACGACAAGCCCGUAGGCCGCAUCGUGAUGGAGUUGAGGAAGGAUGUUGUUCCCAAAACGGCGGAGAACUUCCGUGCACUUUGUACUGGAGAGAAGGGCUUCGGAUAUAAGGGUAGCAGCUUCCACAGGGUGAUUCCGAAUUUUAUGUGUCAAGGUGGUGACUUUACCAACCACAAUGGCACUGGUGGAAAAUCCAUCUAUGGCGCCAGAUUCGAAGAUGAGAACUUUAAGUUGACUCAUACCGAACCUGGCAUAUUAUCUAUGGCAAAUGCUGGCCCCAACACUAAUGGCAGCCAGUUUUUCAUUACAAGUGCCAAGACUAGCUGGCUCGACGGCAAGCACGUCGUUUUCGGAAAAGUCAUCGAGGGAAUGGAUGUUGUUAGAAAAUUGGAGGCUAUGGGUUCCCAGAGCGGAAAAACAUCCAAAAAGAUCAUAAUAGCGGAUUGCGGAGAGUUGUAGAUCAACUAGAUACACUGUAAUGACUGCAUUUUUAUUUAGCUGUUGCAUACCUAUUUGCUGUCUUUAUUGUCCUACUUCAUCCAUUCCUAUCGACCAAGAUUCUCUCAUCGAUACUAAUAAUUUGUUAUAGCACAAAAAUUCAAAUUUGAUUAAUUCUGUAGAAACUAAAGAAAUUGUCUGCCAGAAUUGUAACCUUUUAAGUCAACUUACUUCUCUUGUUAUCAGAGGAUAAGUUUUAUUUGCAGUGUGGAUUUUUCUAAAUAGUGAAUUUGCCAAUUUUGAAAUCUUCUUUGCUUCGUUACAUAGUCAACACUGUGUUUUAUAAGAGAUAUGUGUUAGACUUUUGUGUGAAAUCCAUAUUCUUCCACAAACACACUCGCUUAGUAUCGCUGAGUGAUAUAGCGAAAAGACACACGCAACGAGCUCAAAUUUUUCAGUACCAUCCUAUAUUUUAGUGAGUGUUCAGAAUAUACGAGCAUCUUCAACAUUAGAAUAGGUAUUUCAGAGUUUAAAAAUCAAUCAUUGAUGUAUUGAUUCCAAUGUGUUAACUGAUGCAUUUCUCUUUAACAUUACAUAUUUUUUUGAUUUUACAUAUAAUACAUAUAUGUAUAUCACGAUUAGAGAAUCCUCAUUGUAUGUUUUUUAUAAAUGUAUACCAUUCCUAUUCUCACAAAAAAUAAAAACAGAUAAUCCAGUUUGUCUAUCGUAAAAGUGGGUAAUGCCUGAAAGCGAUACCAUCUUACUGUAAUACAACACCAAGUUGAAAAAUGUAGUUGCAACAGUUUGAACAGUUUCGAUUUCUUAAAAUAAAAUUGUUUUCAGAAAGAAAAAUAAGUUGUAUGUUAUUCAUGUUACGCAUUGUAAUUUUGUAAGCUGUAAGAUUAUCAAGUAAAUUAACUCAUACUCUCAAGCUA
Molecule: messenger RNA, 1711 nt
Organism: Pogonomyrmex barbatus (red harvester ant)
Lineage: Eukaryota; Metazoa; Arthropoda; Insecta; Hymenoptera; Formicidae
Product: peptidyl-prolyl cis-trans isomerase
Biological process (GO): protein folding; protein peptidyl-prolyl isomerization
Cellular component (GO): cytoplasm
Molecular function (GO): peptidyl-prolyl cis-trans isomerase activity; cyclosporin A binding
Source: RefSeq, a predicted model, not a curated record